Molecule: messenger RNA, 2544 nt
Organism: Ustilago hordei
Lineage: Eukaryota; Fungi; Basidiomycota; Ustilaginomycetes; Ustilaginales; Ustilaginaceae
Exons: 1
Coding region: 1-2544 (847 amino acids)
Biological process (GO): iron-sulfur cluster assembly
Cellular component (GO): cytosolic [4Fe-4S] assembly targeting complex
Molecular function (GO): 4 iron, 4 sulfur cluster binding
Source: RefSeq, a predicted model, not a curated record
AUGGCCUUCUCAGGUGCACUAACACUGACCGACCUCAACGACUAUUUGGGACCCUCGCAAGCAUGCAUCAAACCAGUCGAAGGAACAGAUGCACCAACAGACCAUCACACCAGCUCAUCCGACCAAAUCCAUUCCGCAGCAACCGCUUCAACGCAGAUCGCGAUCGAUCGUGACGGUUCAUACUACGAAUCAACAAGUGCCAGCACUUCUGCUGCUGCUGCUGCUGCCAGUGGAAGCAAACCACGAGAGCGAACCAAACUCGAAACAGCCCAAAUCUCUCUCAACGAUUGUCUGGCUUGCAGUGGAUGUGUCACCAGUGCAGAGAGCGUUCUGAUUACCAUGCAGAGUCAGGAAGAGCUUCGUCGCGCUGUUGCAGAGAUUCACAGUUCAACAAGGCCUAAAUUGCUUGUUGCUUCGAUUAGCACACAGUCUUUGGCAUCUCUUUCCGCCAAGUAUACUUUCCAGCAGAAUCAGCAGCAAACAUCAUCAUCACCAUCAUCAUCCGAGUCAAAUCAGGCAGGGCUUUCGACACUACCGCUACCUGUUCUUCUUCACCGCAUCUCGUACUUUCUCAAAACCGUCUUUCAGUUCGACCACGUCUACGAUACAACCUUUGCACGCCAUAUCGCACUCAAGGAGCACGAGCGAGAGUUCUUCCAGCGUCGAGCCAACUCACACAAACAUGCCAAGCUCAACAACGACGCCGCCACAAGGUCCCACGAGCCCACACUGCCCAUGCUUGCGAGCGCAUGUCCAGGAUGGAUCUGCUAUGCUGAAAAGACCCUCGGAGAGCUGCUUCCCUACGUAUCAACAACAAAGUCACCGCAGCAGGUAGCAGGUGUCAUUGCAAAGCGUUUCCUUCCGCACAGAUUAGGACUACAGACGCGGCCGAGUAGCAGCACAGACGACCCUGCUUCAUCCCAACCAAACAUUUACCACCUCACCGUCAUGCCUUGUUACGAUAAGAAGCUCGAAGCUUCCCGCCCUGAUUUCUACGACGACAUCACCAACACAAAGGAGGUCGAUUGUGUGCUCACCACUGGCGAGCUCGAUAAGCUGAUGCUCGACCAAGGCUUCGAUCUUUGCGCCCCCGUGCCUGGCGAGCAAGAGACCAUGCAGCAGUCGCUUGCCGAUCUCAGUCUUGAGCAAGCACUCGGCCGUGGCGCUUCCGAGCCCAACGCAAAUACAGUCGCCAUCCUCCCUCAUUUCCCAGAGCUGCUCGAUCAGCCUGGAAGCAGCAGCGGCGGUUAUCUCUUCAAUCUGAUGCGUGCUGUCUGGCUCGAUUGGAUCUCACAGCACUGGCAUCAGUUCCCGGAAUCAGUUCGCCAGCGAGGUCUUGUUCCCAAGCUCGACGUUCGAGUCAUUCGUACCGCCGACUUUACCGAGUUCAUCCUUCGUGCGCCUGCACAGCUCUCUUUGGAUGUAGAUCCCCAGACCAACUUGUCUUGGAACAUUCUCUUCCGCGGCGCACAGUGCUAUGGCUUCCGCAACUUGCAAAACCUCGUUCGAAAGCUGCAAAAGCAGACCGGAGCACGCAACACACGCCGAGCAGCAGGCAGACUAGUCGAUCCAGAUGGCAAUCCAGUUGGAGCUGGACCAGGUCGCAAUCGGGCAGCAGCACGUGCACGUGCUCGUGGACGUGGCGGAAUGAUUAGAAGAGGUCGAGGCAAUGCUGCCGUCAGCAAGAGCAGUCCGUUUAACCCAGAUGCACCGCAAGAGGCAACGAUUGCAACCACUGCAACCACUGCAACGACUACAACAACUCGGCUCACUCCAGCACAGGAAGAAGAAGAAGAAAAAGAAGAAGAAGAAGAACGCGGAUACGACUACGUCGAGGUCAUGGCUUGUCCCUCAGGCUGUGUCAAUGGCGGUGGACAAAUCCGACCUCCCACCGUCGACGCAACACAGAGCAGCACCACCAACGACACGCUCGACCCGGAAGGCUACUCGAAAGGUGGCUGGGCAGCCCAACAAACCAACGGCACAGACCACCUCGAGUUGAUGCUCCACAACAAGAAAAACCCCUCCAGUCAACGCGGCAAGCACGACGACGAUCACGAUCCCGAGAUCAUCGACGGUACCAAGCAGAAAGAAAUCAAAGGUUGGCAGGGCACCACCAAGGAAUGGGUUCGACGUGUUGAAGAGGCCUACUGGCAAGGAUCGAGUGUUGCCCACACACCUCUCAAUGUUGCUACGAUCAACAAGGACGUUGCAGCUGGUGAUUCGGCUGCCUCAACACCGACGCUGCCUGGCAGUGGAAGCAAUACACCACUGUCGAGCAGCAAUGCCAAGUCGAUCCGUACAGAAGUACAUCAACGAUUGUUCGAGUCGCUUGCUGUUUUGCACCCUCCCGAGCAGAAGCAGGCUACAAAGAUCAAAGCAUAUGCAGACCUCCUCGCCGAGUUGGUGGUUCAAGAGCUUUCCCACCUUGCUGCCUCAAACCUCGACAAGGUAGCACUCGACAAGGCAAGGAACAAACUCUUCCGUACCCAGUACAGAGCUGUUCAGGACGAAGCAGUCAAUGGACUUGCCGUCCAGUGGUGA